Molecule: messenger RNA, 444 nt
Organism: Nicotiana attenuata
Lineage: Eukaryota; Viridiplantae; Streptophyta; Magnoliopsida; Solanales; Solanaceae
Product: protein ECERIFERUM 26-like
Exons: 1
Coding region: 1-444 (147 amino acids)
Source: RefSeq, a predicted model, not a curated record
AUGGGUGAGGAAAAGAAGGAAGGCCUUGUUGGGAACAAUCAAGUCAUUGGUGUGGUAAAGGUUGAUCACUCAAUUAGAGAAGCUAAUCCUAGUGAUUUAGCAAGGUUAAUUAAAAAUGAGACUAUUGAUGAGCGAUUAAAGAUCGAUGAAGCCACCGAGAAAGAUCAUGGAGUAUCAGACAUUGUUGUUUACGGAGCAAAUUUGACUUUUGUAAACAUGGAAGGUACUGAUCUCUAUGGAUUAAAUUGGAAGCGACACAAACCAACAAAUGUAAGUUAUUUAAUCGAUGGAGUAGGCGAUGCAGGGACCGUCGUGGUGCUUCCGGCCGGGCCAAAUGAUUCUAGCAAGGAUGGUGAUGAAGGAAGGAUUAUGACCAUGACUUUGCCUGAGGAUGAGAUAAUAAAGUUGCAAUUUGAGCUAAUCAAGGAAUGGUCUAUUGCUUGA